Molecule: messenger RNA, 4036 nt
Organism: Panthera uncia (snow leopard)
Lineage: Eukaryota; Metazoa; Chordata; Mammalia; Carnivora; Felidae
Gene: AJUBA
Product: ajuba LIM protein
Exons: 8
Coding region: 339-1985 (548 amino acids)
Biological process (GO): response to hypoxia; positive regulation of miRNA-mediated gene silencing; negative regulation of hippo signaling
Cellular component (GO): adherens junction; nucleus; P-body
Molecular function (GO): transcription corepressor activity
Source: RefSeq, a predicted model, not a curated record
CGGUCUGUGCUGAGUGUGAGAGUGAGGGGGGCGGGGGCCGAGGAGAGUGGGGCGGCAGGGCGAGUGGACGCGUGAACAGACAGACCUGCGGACGGGACAGCUGCGGCCGUAGGCCCUUCUAGCCCCGCUUAAGCCCUGAUGCGCGGGGGGAAGCAGCCCCUCUCGCUGGGGGAUGCUGCGGGAUUCCCGGUGCCGGGCAUCCGGGCCGCCCGUUAAACCCGUGUGCCUACCCCGUGCCCCCGGGGAACCGGAGUCCGGCCGCUGGGAAAGAGAAGCGGCCGCAGAGACGCUGCAGGGUGCCGGGCGGGGAGGGGGCUGGAGGCCCCAGGCCCGAGGGCAUGGAGCGGUUAGGGGAGAAAGCCAGUCGCCUGCUGGAGAAGUUAAGACUCUCGGACUCCGGCAGCGCCAAGUUCGGCCGCAGAAAGGGUGAAUCUAGCCGGUCUGGAUCUGAUGGGACCCCCGGGGCGGGCAAGGGGCGUCUGAGUGGGUUGGGGGGACCUAGGAAAUCAGGGCCCCGUGGAGCUACUGGGGGACCUGGGGAUGAGCCGUUGGAGCCAGCCCGGGAGCAGGGCCCCCUGGACGCUGAGCGGAACCCGCGCGGCUCCUUUGAGGCGCAGCGCUACGAAGGCUCCUUUCCUGGGGGGCCGCCUCCCACCCGGGCCUUGCCUCUACCUCAGUCAUUGCCCCCCGACUUUCGGCUGGAGACCACGGCCCCAGCUCUAAGCCCCCGCUCCAGUUUCGCCAGUAGCUCAGCCAGCGAUGCCAGCAAGCCGUCCAGUCCCCGGGGCAGCCUGCUGUUGGACGGGGCGGGGGCCGGUGGAGCCGGAGGUAGCCGACCCUGCAGCAAUCGUACCAGCGGCAUCAGCAUGGGCUACGACCAGCGCCACGGCAGCCCCCUGCCCGCCGGGCCAUGCCUGUUUGGCCCACCCCUGGCUGGGGCUCCGGCGGGCUAUUCCCCUGGAGGGGUGCCGUCCGCCUACCCGGAGCUCCACGCUGCCCUGGACCGACUGUGCGCUCACCGGCCGUCGGGAUUCGGCUGCCAGGAAAGCCGCCACUCGUAUCCCCCGGCCCUAGGCAGCCCCGGGGCUCUAGCCGGAGCCGGAGUGGGAGCGGCAGGGCCGUUGGAGAGACGCGGGGCGCAACCCGGACGACACUCGGUGACCGGAUACGGGGACUGCGCCGCGGGCGCCCGAUACCAGGAUGAGCUAACAGCAUUGCUGCGCCUGACGGUGGGCACGGGUGGGCGAGAAGCUGGCACCCGCGGGGAACCCUCGGGGAUUGAGCCGUCGGGUCUCGAGGAGCCGCCGGGUCCGUUCGUUCCAGAGGCCUCCCGGGCCCGGAUGCGGGAACCAGAGGCCAGAGAAGACUACUUCGGCACCUGUAUCAAGUGCAACAAAGGCAUCUAUGGGCAGAGCAACGCCUGCCAGGCCCUGGACAGCCUCUACCACACCCAGUGCUUUGUCUGCUGCUCCUGUGGGCGAACUUUGCGCUGCAAAGCUUUCUAUAGCGUCAAUGGCUCCGUGUACUGUGAGGAAGAUUAUCUGUUUUCAGGGUUUCAGGAGGCAGCUGAGAAGUGCUGUGUCUGUGGUCACUUGAUUUUGGAGAAGAUCCUACAGGCCAUGGGAAAGUCCUAUCACCCAGGCUGCUUCAGAUGCAUCGUUUGCAACAAGUGCCUGGAUGGCAUCCCCUUCACAGUGGACUUCUCCAACCAGGUGUACUGCGUCACUGACUACCACAAAAAUUAUGCUCCUAAGUGUGCGGCCUGCGGCCAACCCAUCCUCCCCUCAGAGGGCUGUGAGGACAUUGUGAGGGUGAUAUCCAUGGACCGGGAUUAUCACUUUGAGUGCUACCACUGUGAGGACUGCCGGAUGCAGCUGAGUGAUGAGGAAGGCUGCUGCUGCUUCCCUCUGGAUGGGCACUUGCUCUGCCACGGCUGUCACAUGCAGCGGCUUAAUGCCCGACAGCCCCCUGCCAACUAUAUCUGAACUGCAGUCGCUACUGCUGCCUUCGCCACCAUUGACAAAUUCCUCUGGCCAGAGGGCCCCUCUGAGGCCAGCCGAGGCAAGGAACGCACUCCCAGGCCAGGAAGAAGAGCCCUCUGGGGAAGGCCCCAAGGGCCAGAGACCCAAAGAUAUGACAUUCCAAAUGGAUUGUGGAGAAGGAACCUUCCAAUUGCCAUGGUGGGGUGACUGGCUUUCUUUCCAUGUGUGUAGCCUGUGCUGUAGCGUGUACUCAGGUACACACUGCAGGCGAGUUCCAGUACUUUCUAAAGGUCUGAUUCUGGUCUGUAUCUCCAGUCUAUGAUUAUGCAUAAGUCAAGUGAUGUUCCAGCUUUGGAUUAUAGGAAGAGAGGACAUCAUGAGCACUCCUCACUCUUUUGUACCCCUCAUGUGGGUCAAGUAUGGGGUCAGCAGGUUCUUACCACAGUGUCUUUGUAUCUGGAUGAAGAGAUGGACACUAGACCUUAUUAAUGAGUUUUUUUCUUGGCCACUUUCUCCCUAUAGACUAGGAGCACUGCUCACCCCUCUGCUGGGAAGGGGGACAGCUCUCAGUGGGCCUGUUGCCUGUAUUGCCUAUUUCUCAGGGACUCACGUGGGCCUGGGAAGGCUAGGUGGGUGCCCAUACUUGGUUCCUCUUCUCCUCAGUUGGGGAAGUAAUGAGUGGGUCCUUGGGGGUGGAGGUGCCAGGUGAGACAUGUAAGAAGUGUUAGGCCAACCGCGCUCCGUGCACAUGCCCAGGUAUAGGUGCACUGAGACCUCCAACCCAAUGUAGACACACAUAGGCACAUUCAUAGACACACUGUCUCACUCCCUUCUUCUCAGGUCACUCUUAUCCAGUUCCCUCAUAGUCACUCACCACUCCAGACCUGCCACCUCUCAGAGGAAUCUAGGAUUAUAACCACUACAACUCCCAAACUCUGAGGUUCUGGGGAGCCAGAGGGGCAACACACUUUGAUCUGGUUCUAGUCGUUUGGCUGAAAUCGGUUUACCUAAGGUAGAUUCCCUUAAAGCCAAUUCGUGGGAGACUUGUAUGCUUAAAGUUUACUUGUUUUGUGGGGGGCGGGGAGGGUGCAAAAAAGGUGGUUUUAUUGAAAGCACAGGAAUAGGACCCAUGGGCAGAAAGAGCUGCCAAAGUUUACUUAAUGACCAGUUUGCCAAAAGCUCAGUCCCUUUGGGUUAUUUUUAUAGCCAUUUAGGUGUUUCGUUGUUAUGUUUUGGGUGUUUUCAAGAUUUACAUCUAUUCAUCCAACAGUACUUCUGAAUUAUUGUCAACAACAAAUUUAUCAAAUUUGCAGCACUUUGUAAUGUUGAGAUUGCUUCCUACCUUUAUGGACAUUUUCCUAUGUUAUCUACUUUUCAAACACUUUUCUAAAAAGUUUAAAGUUUCUAGCAAUAAAUAUAAUUGGUAUGGACAUUUUGUGUAUCAUUUUUUUGUGUUUCUUAAUUCAAUAUUCCUUUACAAAUUAGAUGCCUUGGAAAAUGUAAUAGAGCUCAAUAUGAUUUUGAUGCUUUGGCCUAACUUCUACAUUCCUGCUGUUAAAAAUGCCAAUAUAUUCUAAACAAAUGAGCAGGCAUGUGGCAUGUUCAGUUGACUAACAAUUAAAGGUUAUGUGGACAACAACAAUAAAAAGUGAAAGGGUAAAUCUGCUAAAUCCUUUUGAAAUGCUGCAGAUUUGAUAAAUAUUUAUUUUAGACUAAUUGUCUAUAGGUGAAUUGGUUUUCAGCAAAUUAAUCUGAUAAUCUUUAAUCCUUAGUCUUCAUUCCCUGUCACUUAGAGUUUCAUACUAGAAAUGGUUACUCCUAAGAACAGAAGUUCCGCGUUUAGGGGUUAUUCUAAGGUGACCAUGUCAGCCAAGCUGGGGUUGCAGAGGAGAGGCCUGUGCAUGAGGGUGUGAGGGGGAGUAAGAGCUCACAUUCAUACCCCUGACUGCAGAGGGGAUGCACUUUUUUUGGAGGGAUAAAUGUUCUGAUAGGUUACUUGAUCUACAGCUGGGAUUGCUUCUUCUGAAUUAUUAUUAUUAAAUAAGUGAAUACAA